Penaeus monodon (black tiger shrimp) is the source of this 1674-nucleotide messenger RNA. RefSeq names its product zinc finger protein 383-like. The transcript has 8 exons. Gene Ontology annotation, biological process: regulation of immune system process; negative regulation of transcription by RNA polymerase II; regulation of cytokine production. The record is from RefSeq and is a predicted model, not a curated record. Bases 1 to 1674 code for a protein of 557 amino acids. NCBI's taxonomy places the organism in Eukaryota, Metazoa, Arthropoda, Malacostraca, Decapoda, Penaeidae.
AUGAGGGGAGACGCGCAGACGGGGAUACGCGGAGACGUGGAGACAAGCUGCAUGAGAGAAGAUAUUCGGGACAGAGAGCGUAAGGAAAUAGUCGGCAUUGGAGUCAGCAUCAAAGAAGAGCUCAUCGAAGAUGUCACCGAAGAUACAUGCCUGGAAAUUAAAGAGGAGCCGCUUGAUUAUGGAGAUGAAACAAGAAAUGGUGUGUGUAAUGUGAAUGUGAUACAUGAAAGCCAUUUCUGUCAUAACCUUCAUGAUCUAAGACCUGAGGCACAUGCAAAAGACUCAUGUAACUUGGUUCAGGAUUGUAAUGACAUGUCAAAAGUGCAAUUUGGGGCUAAGGACUGUGGGAAGACGUGGAAAGUGGAAUCCACAAGGAAAUGUUUUGCAUGUGAGGUGUGUGGCAAGGAAGUGUCUCAAAAGAGUCACAUUAACUUUCACAUGGGAUUCCACACAAUGGAAAUGCCAUACAACUGCGAGAUUUGCAAUAAGACAUUCCCAUCCAAAAGCGAUCUAGAAAAACAUGUUGACGUACACACAGAGGGGAAGCUAUACAACUGUGAGAUAUGCAGCAAGGUCUUCUCAUAUGAACCUAGUUUUUUUAAUCAUAUGUUAAUGCAUACAGUGGAGAAACCAUACAGCUAUGAAAUUUGCAACAAGGUCAUCUCACAGAAACACAAUCUGGUGAAGAACAUGAGAGUGCAUACAAAGAAGAAGUCAUAUAGCUGUGACACUUGCAGUAAAACAUUUUCUGAGAGAAGGGGUCUUGUAAAACAUAUUAGGGUGCAUAAAGAAGAGAAGCCAUACAACUGUGAAAUUUGCAACAAUACCUUCUUAUGGAAAUAUAAUCUGCCACACAGCUGUGAAAUUUGCAAGAAGGCCUUUUCUAAGAGAAGUCAUCUUGUAAUGCACAUUAGAGUACACACAAAAGAAAGGCCAUACAACUGUGAAAUUUGCAGCAAUACCUUUGCAUGGAAAAAUAAUUUGGUGAGGCACAUGAAAAUACAUACAGUUGAUAAACCAUACAGCUGUGAGAUUUGCAAUAAAGCCUUUUCUGAGAAAGGCCAUCUUGUAAAGCACACUAGAGUACAUACAAAGAAGCCUUAUAACUGCAAGAUUUGCAACAAAUAUUUCUUUGGGCAAACUCAUGUUAUUGAUCAGGGCAGUCAGCAGCUACUCCUGGUCAUAGCAUUUAAGGAAACUGCUCCUCUGCCACUUAAUAUGGUGAAUGGAAGUUACCCCUUCUUCUCCUUUAAACAGGACUCUGAAUUAUCCACCCGGGCCAUCACUCAUCCUACACAGUACUGCCACUAUCCAUAUCACUCCAUCUUCCUCCCCCCCUCGUCCUCCUACUGCUUCCACCACUACAGACCUUUUGAGUACCCUUUUUGUCCCAGCCAAGGGGAUCAAUUCUUUGUGAUUCCCCCUACAGCCCUGCACUCUGACAAAAGAACUGUUUCCAUCUCUCCAAAUAACUGUCCUGUCUACAAUAAGGACUUGUCAGACUGUGAAAAGAACUUGUUCGCGUGUCUCAUCGACUGGCAGGUCCAGUGCUACCCUAUUCCUCCCAGAGGCCAAUGCAAGUCAUACACCAGCUUGCCAAGAUUAGUUUCCGUAGACAUGACCGCCCCUAUGAUUGCUGCCCUCUAUGUGUCCAACCUGGUAAUGACCAUUUGA